CCCUAUCCAGCUCCAAUAGAGCAAGUAGAGCUGCUCUUGUGCAACCAACACCACCACCUCCUCCAUUGAUUCACAGACUUCAAAUUCCCCCACAAGCAGCCCAUCAGCUUCCACAGUGAUCAGAUUAAUAACAACAAUAGCCUGUGAUCACACAGGAGGAGAUAACCAGCGCUGCUCGUCCUCCGCGGGAUACUUGGAUAGCUACAGCAACAGGAUCCAUCCCUGCUCAUCUCUCCUUUUUUCACGCCUGAUCCACACCUGUGUUUUCCACUUUGAGAACACCCGCUGUUUUUGUGCAUCUACUUGGAUACCUGCGUGUUGUCCUUUAUAAAUGUCGGACUGAAUAUAACUGCUAUGACAGGGAAACUAGCGGAGAAGCUCCCUCUUACCAUGAGCAGUUUAAUAAACACGAUCCCUGACAGUCUCUACCCAGAAGAGGACAUCCCGACGUCUAUGAAUAUUUUCACCAGUACGGAAUCUAUUAACCACUAUUCACAGAUGAACACAGAUAAUAUCAUGGAUCUGGGCAUGGGCAGCGAGAAAGCAACUGGAGAGAUUCAGUAUGGAUCCAGCUUCCAGUCCAACCGCAGCGGGCAGACUGUCACUUAUCUGGGGAAGUUUGCCUUUGACACUCCUCCGUCAGGUGGCAUUGGUGGCUCUGGCUGGUGCUCUGAUAACAAUAUCAUCAGUCUUGUCAGCGCUGGGAUCCUGGGCGUUUCUCCAUCACCCAGCACGGUAACGACGCAGACAUCAUCCUCCGCAGCCAGCAUGGGCGGACAGACGUCAGAUAUGGAGCAGGUUUAUGGUCCGCCACUGCCUGCCUAUUCCACCUGCAGUGACCUGUACCAGGACCAGGUCUCCUUCCACCACAGCCCUGCCACCAGCACGGCUCUAGCCUACCCUGGCAAUGACUAUCACUCCACAUCCAAAGCCUCCAUGGAUGGCAGCCUUUUCUCUAUGAUCCCUGACUACAACCUUUUCCAUCAUCAGGGGGAGGUUGGCGUGAUGGAGCACAAGCCCUUCCAGACCAUGGACCCCAUCCGAGUCAACCCUCCACCCAUCACACCCCUGGAGACCAUCAGAGCGUUCAAAGACAAGCAGCAGAUUCACCCAGGUUUCAUCGGUGGGCAGCAGCACCCGCCUCAGCACCACCCACCGCCACAGACUCUCACCCUCAAACCCAUCCGACCACGGAAGUACCCCAACCGCCCCAGCAAAACCCCCGUCCAUGAGCGGCCACAUGCCUGUCCGGCAGAGAACUGUGACAGACGCUUCUCACGCUCAGACGAGCUCACGCGUCACCUUCGCAUCCACACAGGUCACAAACCCUUCCAGUGCCGAAUAUGCAUGCGCUCCUUCAGCCGGAGUGACCACCUGACCACACACAUCCGCACACACACAGGUGAGAAACCCUUCUCCUGUGAGUUCUGUGGACGCAAGUUUGCCAGAAGUGACGAGCGAAAGAGACACGCAAAGGUUCACCUGAAACAGAAGGACAAGAAGCCAGCUGACAAGAACAGUGGGGCAGCUGGGAGCCACAGCUCGCCACCCAGCUCCUGUGGGGGGCCAACAGUGGGAACAUCAUGACCGUCACUACGUGCACUUGGACUGGACCCUCACCACGCCCCAUAAAGAGACUUAGGAAGAAGGGAUCACAUCCACUAUGAGAUAAAUAGGUGACUCUUUUCCUCUCUUUUACAUCCCCUGCUAUUUUCAGUUCCUUCUAUUUUGAGAUGGAUGCCUUUAGUUUAAGUAAGAGGGGAGAGGCUGCUACGCCCUUCUCUUUCAAGUAACUCAGAGCCUCAGCUACUGUAACACAGUGCCAACACAAAGAAGGGCACCUUGGCACAUUCCGUCCAAAAGACCACUGUGUAUCUAUAGGUUUUGGGUGGAUACACGUUUGUAAAUUUUACUGAGAAUUUCUUAAUUGGAAGGAAGCCAGAAUCCAUCAUAAGGGUCAAAACAGACAAAAUUACAAUGGAGCUUAGUUAAAGGGUGAGUUGUCUGGGAUGUAUGCAUUAAUUUUAUUAGGCUGUUAAAAAGUGCAAUUGGUUAUAUUUGUGUACUGUCAUGGAUACCUUAUUAGUGGCACUUGACUGUCUUUUUGUUGUUUUUUGUUGAGGUGUCGUGUUUUUAUUUUCAAAUUGAAUGUUGUUUUCUCAAAAGAAUGUGCCAAAUGUAUUGUGGUGAUACAGCCAACCUUGUUCUUAUUAUUGUGCCUGACAUUUACCAAACAUAACCAUGAAAUCAGCUUAGCACACAUGUUGAGUUAAAGGAAAGAUCAGAUUCAAACACUGUAUCUCAGAUUUCGAUUUACCUGCACAAUUUGGUUAAAUCUAGAUGAUGACUGAAUGGGUUACACAAAGCAAACCGAUGUCUUGUCCUGUUACCUGUACUUACAAAACAAACACGCCUGCAGCAAAUCAAAGCCUUUGCCAAUACUUAUUUAUUUGUAGUCACUGAGAAGACACUGUGUAUUUUUGUUGCCUUUUUUAAUAUGGUGGCUAUAUGUAGUGUUACCAGAUAUAAUUUCUGUUACUUUUUUUGAAAAGCUCACCAAUACUGUUCAUUUUUCUUGAGUUCUGCAAUUAUAUGCAAUAUAUUCAUGACAUAUGCCACCAACCCAUAAAUCAAAUUAACUAAGAGCACAGUUAGACAGACUGAACUACUUAAAUAAAUGCCACUGGGUUGCAAACCAGCAGUAUAUGAAAGCAAAGAUGAAUAAGGAUGCACAGUGUAAAAAGACUAAAUUACUUGGCUGAAGUCACCAAAAGAUGAGCAGCGUAUGGUAAGAGAAAAUUUUUAAUGUUUAAAUUCAUGUUUACAUCUUUUCUAAUACAGUGAGACUGAGACUGGGUUGUAAACUAAGGAGUUGUUGUUUUUGUACAGUAUGCAGAUAGAUACAGUAGAAGUUUCACUUUUGUACUCAAAUGUCAAAUGCACCAUAACUUAGUAUUAAAUUGUGCAUAUAUGUGCAUGCCUUCAUGCACACUAUGUAAAUACAAAUGUCUGCAUAAACAAUUGACUGAAUGCUUGUGCGGAAUCUGUCUUAAAGCUUUUAGUAAUGUAGUUAUAAUACAGAAUAUUUUGUUGUCAUAGGUCAUUGCAAAAUUUUUUGGAGCACUACAAUAGUGCCAAAUAUGGUGUAUUAUCUUCCAUAAAAGAAAAAAAGACUAAUAGCAUUUGCACCAUCUGUACGCUUUAAAGUGGUAACUGGUUUAAGGAAGCACUAAUGUGUUCUCUGAAUAAACAACAAGAUUUUUUUUACAUUUUGUGUAUCUCCAUUAUAGUCGCAAUCAGUUAUUUCAAUCAACACAUCUUCCCCAUUGUAAAGAAAACACUGGUUGUUCUCAGAUAGACAGGAGACUAAAUGAUUGGAUCCUUUCUUAAACAAAAUAUAUUACAGGGCAAUGCCAAUAUUUUUCACGGGUGGUUCCUUAUUGAUCUUUGUCCUGAUAGAAGGAAAUACCUCUCAUAUCAUCCAAUGAAACAUUUUGUGUGGGCUCAUCUCUUCCAAUGGGGUCUUAAAGGUGUAUUAUAACAAUAGUGACAAAUUUACAACAGUGACCAGUGACUACAUUUGAUAAAACUUACUGAUGCCAGCAUAAUCACUUUUUCUCAGAAAUAUUUUAUUUUGAGCUUACCUCUGUAAAGGAGGAAGGUUUUGUUUCUCUAAGACUGCAUUAUGGCCUUGGGGAGCAAAAGCAAAUAACUGAGAUGCUAAUAUGGCAUUUUCAUCAUUUAUAAUGAAUUUAUUAUAUUUUUGGUAAAAAAUAAAUUAAAAAAACAAUGAAAAAUUGUGAAAAUUGAAAAUUCCAGAAUGAAUAAGACUGCAGAUAUUGAAAAUCAUAAGGUAUUUACUUCUGUCAAGGCUAGUAUAAAACCCAUACGUCAAAAAUAUUGGUACUGGUUUUAGCAAACAAAUCAUUCAGAUUUAUUCCAUUACUGUUAAUGUAUUAUUUGAGGAGUAAGAACCUUGUCCAUGUGCUAAGAUAGUUUCUGACUUUUAUGGAUUAAGUUUAUUGCUCAAAUGCCUCCUUUUAAAAGAAACAUUCUUCUCUCCAUCUGCUUUGACAAUAUUUCUGGUUAUUGGCUGUGCUCUCUGACUGUUAAGGAGUGUAGGCUGUAUGCGAGGAAGAUCAUUUAUAUUGUUACAUUGUUAUCAGCUGGAAAAAAAUGUAUUGUACUGGUCAGUAGACACAUCAAUCAGACUUCAGAGAAUAUCGACUGACAAAUGCCAAGGCCAAAAGAAAUAUUCAGAAAAGCAGUGCCAUGAGAACACAGUGCAUACAGAAAUGAGCUUUCAAGGCCAUGCUUUCCCUUCCCCUGUAACAACCAGUUUUCACUGCUGAGCUUCCUGGCAAGUGUCCACCUAUUUUCCAAUUAAUUUGGCCUCAGAGAGUCUUUUCUCAACUCAUCUACAUGGUUAAAUGAACAGACCUCCUUGCACUUUUUCAGAUAGUUUAAAAGUUCACACACAGCUAACUGUAAAUCAAGUGUAUCAUAAAAUAUUUUAUUUUAUUGCAUGGAUGGUCAUCAACAAAUGAAACUUUUCUGAGCUUAUCCCAUGCAAUACAAUACAACUGAAAUGAAAAUCACAGCUUAACAAACUGAAAAUGUAACUUUUUACAUAUUACAUUUCACGGCAUUCCUUAUUUCUGAUCUCAGAUAAUUAGCUUGAUAGUAACUAAGAUUCAAACAUUAGAUUGGGAUUUGCCAGGUUAAAUCUUUCAAUGAGUAAUGACCUAUAAUGUAAACAUCAUGUAAUAGACAGUCUCAUGGAGUUAACACAAAAGACUAUAUAUAGUACAUGAGGUGAUAGGAAAUACAAAAUGUUUCUCUUUAAUGUUUAUCUAGAAUAAUUUGAUGUUAGACAUUAUAGACUCUGAAUCAUUUUGAAUUUAUUUGACCAAAAAAUAUGCUCUGGUGUGCUCUUGAUUUGACACUUUGCUGGUGAGAAUGGAUGUUUUUAAUUAUAAUAUAUAGAAUGUGACCUUCUCUAAGAGAAAACUGUGUUUAUGUUGCUUUGUGUUAGGGAAUGAUGCAGAGUAAGGCGGAGACUACACCAAACUAUUUCCACAUCUAAAUGAAGCCAUGUAAUUACAACUUUGCAAACACAAUAUUUCAUCAGUCAUAUCAUCUCACUGUGUUUGUCACUUUUGUUUUGUGACACUUUUGUAAUGGACAGAUAGAUUUUGUAAAAUGUAUAUGAUCCCCUCCAUCCCACUCCCUCAAUAUAGUUUGGUGGUUGAACAACAAUACAGGCUGCACCAUGUUCUGCUAAACAAUAAUCCUUCUGUGUAAUGUGUGAAUGCUAUAGAUAUAUGUCAGUGACUUGUUAAACAAACUCAGAAACAACCCCCUCUUAAUAGUGCAUCUCCAAGAAUAAUUUAUUUUAUGUUUUUUAUGUUCUAUUGUCCAAAAGUGGGCAGCUGAACGCUUUGAAAUGGAAUUUGCCUCAUGCUCGUUCUCUGCUCCACGUUGGAUCCGAGCCAACAUCAGCAGCCAUCUUUGUGCCAAACUGGGUUGCAGGGUUGGCUGAUCAAAAACAAUAUGUGAUGAGAACUCCACAGGAGCAACAAAUCAUAAAUGUGACCUCAGUCCACUUGCAGUUGAAGGCAGCCUUGUGCUAAUGUUUGUGUUUAACUGUUUGAUUUAGCCUCCGUGAAGUUGGCCUUGGGCAGGGCAAUAGGCUUGGGCUCAUUCAUGACAAUUAAAAAUUACAGGAUUUUCUUUUUUUUUUAAACUCACGUUUGAAGAGAUUUCAAUAAUGUGUAGAUAUUAUAGGCUACUCAUGUCAUCUUAUGGACUACAGGGUGGCUUCAGGGAUUUUGUGGUCUUCAACAGUGACACUGUGGUGUUCAGAUGGAGUCGAGACUCACUGUUUUCUGUUGUGUUGUGUUUCCUUUUCAUUACAGUAUAUCCUCAUGUUUGCAUGUGCACGGAAAUGUUCCAAAGUGCUACCCUCAGAUGCUGUGGGUGGUGCUCAUUUCUUUAUUAUGCAUGAAAAUAAAAGUCACAUUGGGUGAAAUGGGAUAAACCUAACAACAAUUCAAGACAGACAAUUGAAAACACACACUGGGAUAACUGUUCUGUUGGCUUUUUUUAAUAAGAAAACAAGGGGUCUUGUUUAAAAUGUUGUGGAUGUCUUUAGCCUAUUUCAUGUUUUUAUUACCUUAUAAUAAGGUCCUUUUAUGAUGAGCUGAAUAUUGAAAUGAAUUUUACUAUAUUCUUGUGAUGGGGAGAUGUGCUCCCCUGUUUACUUGCCACUUAAGUUUGUUGUAAUGCAAUUGUUUUGUUAUUUCUAUGUAAGUACUUGAAUAAAGAAAAAUAUCACUUGC
Molecule: messenger RNA, 6341 nt
Organism: Siniperca chuatsi (mandarin fish)
Lineage: Eukaryota; Metazoa; Chordata; Actinopteri; Centrarchiformes; Sinipercidae
Gene: egr3
Product: early growth response 3
Exons: 2
Coding region: 355-1587 (410 amino acids)
Biological process (GO): regulation of transcription by RNA polymerase II
Molecular function (GO): DNA-binding transcription factor activity, RNA polymerase II-specific; RNA polymerase II cis-regulatory region sequence-specific DNA binding
Source: RefSeq, a predicted model, not a curated record